Messenger RNA from Pichia membranifaciens NRRL Y-2026, 1960 nucleotides. RefSeq lists its product as hypothetical. The coding region runs from base 66 to 1793 and encodes 575 amino acids. The transcript has a single exon. The record is from RefSeq and is a predicted model, not a curated record. NCBI's taxonomy places the organism in Eukaryota, Fungi, Ascomycota, Pichiomycetes, Pichiales, Pichiaceae.
AGGAUUGUAAUUUGGUUAACAACUCAAAACCAGGAAAAGUAAUCAAAAGCAAACCCGGCUUGAAUAUGUUAAGCGCAUGGAAUAACGAGUAUCAUCACCGAAACAAUCAUUUGGAGCUAAGACUAAAGAAACUUGGCUUAAGAUUGAACAGGUGGUGGAUCUAUUACAGGUACUCAGGAAAUCCAAACAAAGACCCAUAUAUGCUCACCUCAAGGCCAAAAAAUAUCCCCUUAAUCUCUCUACGAACCGAAGAGUAUGGUGGCUUCUUAUCAAACAAAGAAUUUGUAGGUCAAAAAUGGGAUGAAUUCUGGAGAGCACCCGCCGCAAAUUUACAAAAGGCAGAUAUUCAAAGGAUACCCUUCAAUAAGAACUAUAAGAAGAUACAAAGAUUGCCAUUAAGAGAGCUCAAGUAUAAUGAAAGACCGCGUUAUGUUAACAAAUUCAAUAACGUCAAACAAUUUGAUAUUUUCCACGAUGAUAACACUGAAACAGGCAAAGAGAACCUCGGAAUUAAAAAACCAAAGAAAAAUCUCUCAAAAAAGCCAACUUCAAACACGGUAAAGAAACAGAAAAGCAAGAAAAGUGUACAAGAGCCAUUACGCUUGGUGAACGAGCAAGUGCUAGAAGACUAUGGCUUACUUGACUCCUUUGAAAGGGAGCUUAUAGCAAGCACCAAUUGUACACUAGCAAGAGGUAAUAUUCUUUUACCCUUUGGGGAAAAUAAACAUGAACCUAAAGAAAUAGCUACUCCCGUCUAUUCUGAUUAUCAAUCAGUGGUGAAAGAAGACAAAGCCAAUGAGCAGGAAAAUGUAGAGAGUAAGACUAAUAUGUCCUUUAACUUCGGCUCUUUCAAACCCAAUCCCCAACUUAAUAUUGUUGAGUCUGCAGGGAUGUAUGAGAUUGAUUUGAACAAAGAAUUUGAUUGUGAGAGCUUCUAUCCUAACAAUCAUAUAAAGAGGGCAAUGACAAACAAGCCAAACUAUUACGCUCUAGGUUUUGAUGGGGAUAGAAUUGCAGUUCAGAACGAAAUCAAGGGCGUGGGUCUAAAAGGCUGGAUUUCUAACAAAAUAAGGCCUGAAACUAGAAGUACUUUUGACAAUCGCCUUACCCUAGAUUCACACCCCGUCCGUACUAAUCUUCCACAGAGACUUCCGUUAAUUCAGCAUCCUGAAUUCUUCGACCGGAAUAAGCUUCAAUCAAAAGAAUCAAAACAUAGUAAUAGAGAUCACAAGUACAUCAAUGACUAUAGAGAGUACCAAGUGAAAAACUAUAUAAGAUCAGCCAAAUUGAAGCGAGAGAGGAGGAAAGAAAGCAGAAAGAGACCCCUUUCCAGAAAAAAAAACGACACCGAAAAAGAAAAGGCUAUAACCGUUUUGAAACGAAUCAAAGAUAAUACUAGAGAAAAAUUACGGGAUACCCUAGUUUCAGUGCCAUUGAUACAAAAUAAUGAGCUAGGGAAAGACUUGGUUGAACACAUUGAAAAAAGAAGCAAAAAGCACUCGUCAAAAUCAGGUUUUCAUAAUUGGAGGCUCUUCAAUGGCCAUCGUUACACGAGAGAGGUUCCUGACCAGAACGGUUCAGAAGACACAAAUCUUACAGAAAGAAAACGAAACAAAGCAGCAACUCUUAGACAAAUUUCACAUUUUGAAGCUAUCAAAAUUCCCAAAGUAGUUAAAAUAGUAUCCCCUCCCGAGAGAGAUGGCCCAGAUAAGGAAAAUUGGCCGGAGGGAGAUGUUUGUGAGUAUGUUGAUGAGUACGACAUAAUCGCCGAUUACGAAGAUCUGUCUGAUUGAAACACGUUCAGCAAUGUAUAGAAUGGGGACCUAUAUAUGUUUUGUAAAUGCAACUUCCGGGAAUUAUAUAUGAUGAAUAUACAAUACAUGUAGACUAUGUCAAACAGUUUCAUAUUUCGAGGCUGUGCAUAUUAUGAAACUUGUUUUGCAAUAUAUUUCUAUCCCGA